UCGUCUGCGAAACAUGGCGUCCACUGUCGAAUCUAAUUUUCCCGUCGAAGGAAUUCUUCCCAAGAAAGAGACUGGAGCUGCUUCUUUCUUAACGAAGUAUCCAGAUUACGAUGGAAGGGGUGUCCUUAUUGCGAUUCUUGAUACAGGGGUGGAUCCUGGUGCUCCGGGAUUACAAGUUACGACUGAUGGAAGCCCAAAAAUUGUAGACGUGAUUGAUGCAACUGGUUCUGGUGAUGUAGACACUUCCAAAGUGGUUGAGCCAGAAGAUGGAGAGAUGACUGGUGUCACAGGACGCAAGUUGAAGAUCCCACCUUCCUGGACUAACCCUUCAGGAAAGUAUCACAUCGGAGCCAAGAACCUGUUUGAUCUGUACCCGAAGCGCUUGCAGGACAGAGUAGUGAAGGAGCGAAGGGAGCAGACAUGGGAUCCCCCACACCGGGCUGCUCUGGCUGAGGCCACUCGCAAACUUGAGGAGUUUGAAACGAAAAAUUCCAGUCCUAAUCAGGAGGAAAAACUUGUGAAGGAAGACCUGCAGGCUAAAGUGGAUCUAUUGACAAGCUUAGACAAGAAGUACCAGGACUGUGGACCAGUGUUUGAUUGUGUUGUUUUUCAUGAUGGCAACACCUGGAGAGCCUGUGUUGAUACAACAGAGAAGGGUGACCUUGGUGAUUGUAAAGUUUUGGCCAGUUUUUCUGAAGAGAGACAGUAUGGAACAAUCAGUCGACAAGAUAUGCUGAAUUAUAGCAUCAACAUUUACAAUGAUGGUGAUGUUUUAGAAAUGGUAACAAAUGCAGGUUCCCAUGCUACUCAUGUGGCAUGUAUAGCAGCAGGCUAUUUUGCUGACCAGCCAGAGCGAAAUGGAGUAGCCCCAGGAGCACAGAUCAUCUCCAUCAAGAUUGGAGACACACGUCUAGGUUCCAUGGAAACGGGGACAGCCCUCGUUAGAGCUAUGAUCAAAGUAAUUGAGCACAAGUGCGACUUGGUGAACUACAGUUAUGGAGAGGCUUCUCACUGGCCAAACUCAGGGCGUGUGGUAGACAUUCUUAGUGAAGCGGUCAACAAGCAUGGUGUUAUAUUUGUAUCCAGUGCUGGAAACAAUGGUCCAGCCCUGUCCACUGUCGGUACACCUGGAGGAACAACUGACGCCCUCAUUGGAGUGGGAGCCCAGGUUUCACCGCUGAUGAUGGCUGCUGAAUACUCCUUGAGGGAAAAACUUCCCAGCAUGCAGUAUACAUGGUCAUCUAGGGGUCCCACACAUGAUGGAGAUCUGGGUGUGUGUAUCAGUGCUCCAGGAGGGGCCAUAGCCUCUGUACCUAACUGGACACUGCGGGGAUCACAGCUUAUGAACGGAACCAGUAUGAGUUCGCCGAAUGCCUGUGGAUGUAUAGGUCUGUUUUUAUCUGGGCUGAAGGCAAACCACAUAGAGUACACACCAUUCAGUAUCAAGCGAGCCUUGCAAAACACAGCACAGAAGGUGGACAAUGUUGAAGUGUUUGCCCUUGGACAUGGCCUCAUUCAUGUUGAGAAAGCUUAUGACUACCUGUGUACAUACACCCAAUGUUCAGAGACUAAGAUCAACUUCAACAUCACCUGUACAGAUGGCAAGCGUGGAAUCUAUCUCAGAGAACCUCAUCACUUCAAGAAACCUUACGUUGUCAAUGUCACAGUCGAACCCAACUUUUUUGAAGAUAAAUCAGAACAAGAAGAGAAGAUUGCACUUAGUCUACAAUUAGCCCUGACAUGUGAUGCAUCCUGGGUCCAGCACCCCAGUCACUUGGAGCUGAUGAAUGUGGCACGCGUAAUCAGUGUCAAGGUUGACCACAGUGGACUCACUGAAGAUGCUCACUAUACAGAGAUUUGUGCCUAUGAUGUGAAUUGUGUGGAGAAAGGUCCAGUGUUCAGGAUACCGAUCACCGUCAUCAAACCUACCAAGGUGUCUGAUGAGACUUCGUAUGAGAUGUGCUUUAAUGAUGUACAGUUCAAACCUGGUCAGAUUCAUAGACACUUCAUACAAGUACCACAUGGAGCUACCGUUGCCGUUUUGAAUGUGAAGUCAUCAGACAAAGAGAAAAGCUGUAGAAUGCUCCUGCACGGCAUGCAAGUUGUUCAACAGUUUCAAUACAAAAAGUUAGAAUUUGAGAAAUUUGUAACAAUUUCAAGUCAAGGGCAGACAACUCAAGCAUUCCAAGUUCUUGACAACAGUACAUUAGAAAUGUGUAUAGCCAAAUGGUGGGCCAACCUAGGGGAUGUGACUCUUAGCUACAAAAUAACAUUCCAUGGAGUGACCUUGGAUAACUCCAGACCUACUAUGCAAGGUGCAGAGGGUAUCACGAGGUUCCAUAUUCGUGCUUUGCUGAAGAAUGAAGAUAUCUCUCCUUCAAUUACUCUCAAGUCACUGGUACAACCAAUCAGACCAACAGAACACAAGAUGAAAUGUCUGUUUGGGCCAAGAGAUACCUUACCAGGAGAUCGUCAGAUAUAUGGUAUAGAACUCACAUACAACUUCCACAUCGACAAGAAUGUUGAAGUGAUGCCAGAGUGUGCCAUGUUGAGUGAACUUCUGUAUGAGUCUGAUUAUGAGAGCCAGUUCUGGAUGAUAUUUGACUCCAACAAACAGUGUCUGGGAUCUGGAGAUGCCUACCCUCAUCAGUAUAAUGUGAAGCUUGACAAAGGAGAUUAUACCUUGGUGAUGCUGAUCCGCCAGGAGAAGAGAGACUUGCUGGAGAAGAUGAAGGAUGCUGUUCUGCUGCUGCAUCACAAACUUCCCAGCUCUGUUUCUUUGGAUAUCCAUGGUAGCUGGCAGAAGGCCUUCUCUGGCAAGAAACUGAACUCAGUUACCCUGCCACAAAACCAGCAUACCCCACUGUUUGUCACUCCAAUGACAAUGGACAAGACGUAAAACACAAACAAACCAAGCAUUAAUCAAAUGUUUUUAAUGUUAUCACAGAGUUCUGUCCCCUUUCGUUACGUGUUGACGGAUCCUCCACGAAAAGUCAAGAAUGGUGGAAAAGAAAAGGGAGAUAAAUCAAAGGAAAAAACCAAAGAGGAGGAAUAUGCUGAAGCUCUGAGAGACGUGAAGAUCAGCUGGAUACCAAAACUUGAUUUGGAUAAUGUCCUGUUUGAGGAGGUGAGCCAUGAUCAUCCUAAUCACCUUCCUCUCUACAUGGCCAGACUUCAGGCCCUAGACAGCAGCAAGGAAAAGUCAAAGAAAUUGGGAGCAAUCAUAGACUUAUCCAAGUUUAUUAUCUCCAAAAUUGACCAAAUGGCUCUGUCGAGCUACUACGGGAUGAAGAGUGACACUAGACCUGAUGCUAGUACCAUCAAAGUUGAGAUGGAUAAAGAGAAAGAGAUUUUGAUUGAAGCAUUGGUUAAGAUGGGCUGUGCCCAAGCCGACAUCUUGCUGGAUCAAGGGCAGACAACUGUGGAGCACACUCAAUCGGAGGAGGAAGGUGAACAGUUUGUAGAACUACCCACUGUCACGGAGAAAGAUCUAGAGGACAAUCUGGCUGAAAUACAGAAGUGGGCAGAUCUGACUGAUGCAAAGGUCUCCACUUUCUCUAUUCGUCAUGCAAUUUACCACAAGCAAUUUGGUCGUGCCUUGAAAUUGUUGCUCAAACAAACAGAAGAUAAAAAUGCACAAGAAACCGACAAGAAAUGUAUAGAGAUGUACACUUCCUUAGGAUGGGAUCACUGUGCCCGUCACUUCAGCAACUGGUUGCUGGUGAAGUACCCUGCCAACUAUCGUCCAUUUUGAUAAAUGCUGAUACUUUAGACACCAACCAUUAGAAAAUCACAGUUCUGGAAUAGUUUCAGCCUGAGACUGGUGAAUGCUACAUAUGUGUGAUAAGUCUUUAAGAAGUGUAGUCUGAGAAUUGACCUCUCAGAACCAGUUAUUGCAAACUCAAUUGAUAACUUGAUGUUUUUAAAUUUCCGAAAGUAUCUGUAAAAAUUAAACUUUCUUUCAUAUUU
This is a messenger RNA of Mizuhopecten yessoensis (Yesso scallop), 3969 nucleotides long. RefSeq names its product tripeptidyl-peptidase 2-like. Gene Ontology annotation, cellular component: cytosol. The transcript has 28 exons. Gene Ontology annotation, biological process: proteolysis. The record is from RefSeq and is a predicted model, not a curated record. Lineage: Eukaryota; Metazoa; Mollusca; Bivalvia; Pectinida; Pectinidae. Gene Ontology annotation, molecular function: tripeptidyl-peptidase activity; serine-type endopeptidase activity.